AUGGCAAAGAAGGACCUUUUCGACGAGGCCGACUCGGGGAGCGAGAGCAUCGGGGGCGACGCAGAUGGCAAAGGUCUGAAGAUCAACGAGGACUAUGCGCGACGGUUCGAGCACAACAAGAAGCGAGAGGAGAGACAAAGACUUGAGGAAAAGGCCAAGGCGCGAGCGGUAAAUGGCGAAGACGACGACUCCGAUUCAGACUCCUCGGACGACGAGACAGAAGACGAGGAUGGUUUCCUGGCAACCGAACAGCUCGAUGCUGAGCUUAUCGCUACCAUGCAGGCCAUCAAAAACAAGGACCCUAGAAUAUACGACCCAAACACGAAAUUCAUCACCGCAUUGGAUGAGGAUGGCGCAGCUACCAAAGACAAGAAGGAGAAGCCAAUGUACCUUCGCGACUACCACCGAGAGCGCUACCUGGCUGGAGACACCGGAGCAGACAUCGAAGAAGAAGCCGAUCAACCCAAAACGUUUGUGCAGGAGCAGGCGGAUCUGAAAAAGGACAUUCUGGCAGAGAUCAACGCAGCGGAUGCGGACGACUCGGACGAUGACGAGGACUUUAUCAAGGCAAAGCCUAGCGAGACUGCCGCUACAGAGGACGGGGUCCACCCCUCAAGGAAAGAGAAGGUAAAAGCUGCCGAGCUCGAUGUUUCACUCGCCGACAAGGACCCGGAGUUGUAUUUGUCAAAUUACAUGGCGUCGCGUGCGUGGAUUCCUGAGACCAGCUCGAGGUGGGAAGCAUUCGAGUCGGACGAAGGGGAGGGCAACGACGACGCGGACGAGUGGGAGGCGGCUUACAACCUGCGGUUCGAGGACCCUGCGAAAAGCAACGAGGUCCUGCAGUCCUACUCACGAAAAGUCGUGGAGGCACGAUCCGUGCGGCGGGACGAUGUCAAGGGACGAAAGAAGCAGCGACAACUCGAGAAGGAGCGCAAGGAAGAGGAGAAACGCCAACGUCACGAGGAGCGCGCCCGACUGAAGCGCCUCAAGAUCGAGGAGGCGGAGGGAAAACUGAAGAAGAUCAAGAAGGCUGCUGGUCUGAGCGGCAAGGAACUUGGAGAGGAGGAGCUAAUGAAGCUGCUUGAGGGUUCUUGGGAUAAUAACAAGUGGGAGGAAGAGAUGAGCAAGCGCUUUGGAGAGCAGUACUACGCAGAAGCAGAGGAGGUGGUAUCAGAAUCAGAGGAAGAGGGCUUCGGUAAAUCGAGGAAGAAGAAGCCAAAGAAGCCCAAGUGGGACGACGAUAUCGACAUCAAGGACAUCAUUCCAGACUUCGAGGACGAGGAGGCCAAACCAGACAUCAGCCUCGUCGACGUGGAAGAUGGGGCCGAAGCAGCUGAUGACGGCGAGGAUCAGUUGUCCGACGGCGACGAGCGCCCGUCCAAGAAACGCAAAACCACCAAGGAGCACAAGGCAGAACGCCAGGCCAGCAAGCAGGCCGCCCGGAAAGAGCGCUCCAAGAUCGAAGCCCUGGUCGAGCACCAGAUGGAACUCGAGGACCCGACGGUGCUGGCCCUCUCCAAGAAGAACAAGAAGGCCGCGGGCGCCGAGACCGCGGGCUUCCGGUACCGCGAGACCAGCCCGCAGUCGUUCGGCCUGACCCCGCGCGACAUCCUCCUCGCGCCGUCGGACGCGGCGCUCAACGAGUUCGCCGGCCUCAAGAAGCUGGCGACGUGGCGGCACCCGGACAAGAAGAAGAAGGACCGCAAGAACCUCGGCAAGAAGGCCAGGCUCAGGGAGUGGCGGAGGGAGGUGUUUGGCAGGGAGUUCGAGCACACGGGCCCCACAUUCGGGUUCGGCGGCACCAGGGACGACGAGGCGGAUGCCGCGGUAGACGAGAAGGCCAAGGACUUCGAGGGCGGCGGUGCUGACGCCAGCGGGUCCAAGAAGAAGAGGAAGAGAUCUAAGGGCAAGAAGAAGGGUUCUGUCGGUGCGUAG
Messenger RNA from Diaporthe citri, 1935 nucleotides. RefSeq lists its product as uncharacterized. Gene Ontology annotation, biological process: endonucleolytic cleavage in ITS1 to separate SSU-rRNA from 5.8S rRNA and LSU-rRNA from tricistronic rRNA transcript (SSU-rRNA, 5.8S rRNA, LSU-rRNA). The coding region runs from base 1 to 1935 and encodes 644 amino acids. Gene Ontology annotation, cellular component: nucleolus; 90S preribosome. The record is from RefSeq and is a predicted model, not a curated record. Lineage: Eukaryota; Fungi; Ascomycota; Sordariomycetes; Diaporthales; Diaporthaceae. The transcript is spliced from 2 exons.